UAUUUUUAAGCUGUUUCGACAACGAAACAACCAUAAUCUGGAGGCCGUAUAGCAAGGUAAAAUCCAGGUUUUACCAGACACGCCAGGCCCAGGGAUGAAGUUAGCUCAUUCAUUGAGGUUUUACUGUUAGUCUUCUGCUGCACUCAAUAUUGCCUGCCUCAUUCACCAAGUAUGUCUGCCACAUAUGUAUACUAGAGAUGGAGGAAGCUACAGUGGAGAGCUUGGCCGAGGUCUUCCGAUGUUUUAUCUGCAUGGAAAAAUUGCGAGAUGCUCGCCUUUGUCCACAUUGCUCCAAGCUGUGUUGCUUUCUCUGUAUCAGGAGAUGGCUGACUGAACAGAGAUACCAGUGUCCUCAUUGUAGGGCUCCUUUACAGUUACAUGAGUUGGUGAAUUGUCGUUGGGCAGAGGAGGUAACUAAUCAGCUAGAUACACUACAGCUCUGUACACCACACUCCAGACCAGAUGAACCAGAGAGAGAUAAAUGUGAAACUCACAAUGAGAAACUCAGUGUAUACUGCUGGACAUGUCAUAAGUGCAUAUGUCAUCAAUGUGCUCUUUGGGGUGGUACACAGCACACUGGGCAUACUUUCAAGCCUCUGGAUGAGGUUUAUGAUCAACAUGUAUCUCAGAUCACUGAGGAAGUAGCUGCUUUGAGAAGACGUCUCAUGGAACUCAUCAGUCUAGUUCAAGAUGUGGAGCGCAAUGUUGAAAGUGUUCGUAAUGCAAAAGAUGAGCGAGUGCGUGAAAUCCGCAAUGCUGUAGAGAUGAUGAUUGCAAGACUUGAAUCACAACUCAAAAUGAAACUUCUAACACUUAUGGGCCAGAAGAAUUCCUUGACUCAGGAAACAGAGUUAUUGGAGUCACUUUUGCAGGAAGUAGAACAUCAACUACGGUCCUGCACUAAAAGUGAACUGAUUGCCAAGAGUGGAGAAUUACUGCAGAUGUUUACACAAGUUCAUCGUAAACCUAUGGCUUCGUUUGUUACUGCACCGGUCCCUGCAAGUUUCAUGAGUGAGCUGGUACCAUCUUAUGACAGCAGUAAAUUUGUUCUGAAUAGUUUCAUUGCGUUGCAGCAUAAAGCCGAUCCAGUAUACAGCCCUCCCUUAACAGUGUGCGGACUCAACUGGAGACUUAAAGUUUAUCCGGAUGGUAAUGGUGUAGUCAGAGGUAACUAUCUAUCGGUAUUCUUGGAACUGUCAGCUGGUCUGCCAGAAACCUCCAAGUAUGAGUACCGAGUGGAAAUGAUACAUCAAGCUACUCAUGAUAACAGCAAGAACAUUGUAAGAGAGUUUGCAUCUGAUUUUGAAGUAGGAGAAUGCUGGGGUUAUAAUCGCUUCUUUAGACUGGAUCUCUUAGCUAGUGAAGGAUAUCUCAAAGAUAACACUCUCAUCUUGCAGUUCCAGGUAAGAGCUCCAAUAUUUUAUCAGAAAUGUCGUGACCAACAGUGGUACAUCAAUCAACUUGAGGAAUCUCAAAGGCAAUAUAUAAUGCAGGUCAAUGAUCUCAAAGAGAGAUUAGCAAUAGAGUUGUCCAGACACCAAGCAAAGAGCGGCAAGUCACCAGAUAAUGACAGAGGAGAUAACCGCUCUGACCAAUCAUCAGCCAGAUUCAGAUCAGUUCAUGCAUCUGUUGCUAUAGCAACUGACAGAGAUUCCCCAAUACGGAGAGACGAUGUCAAUUUGCCUGGAAAUGAAGAUGAUAAGCUGUCUGAGUGUGAGAUCAGUAUCUGUGGAUCCUCCUCAUCUGCAUCGACAGAUGAUGAAGCUCAGUCAGAGGAAGUAAGUAGUCUGGAAGAAAAUGACAUUGAUGAAGAGACUAUGUCCCUGGAGAAUGAUGUGGAGCACAACAGUGGAUUAGAAUCAAGCACUCUAGAGGAAGGGUUGUUAGAUAUUGCUGCACAGGAUGUAGCUGGAGCUAGCUCUACUGAAGUCAUUAAUGAUAGUGGUCUGAGUGGUCUAGAGGGACAACGUGGGGAAGAGAUACUACAGACAUUAAGAGAUGAAGAAGCUAUGCUGUUACAGUUACUUGACUUACAGGAUGGACCAGCAGGGGCUGGUGAUAGCUUAUGGGGAUUCCUACCUAGACCACCAUAUAAGAUGGAAACUGGGAGUGGUCCAAGGAAGGAUAAGGAAAAGAAAGAUAAGCGCCGUCAUUCUUCUUUAUCUACACGAGAGUCUCUUAUGAAGAAGAUGCAAUCCUGUAUGUCUGACAUUAGUUUACGUAGUCACUCAGUGGCAACCAAUGGAGUUCCCUCACUAGAUGGUGUGGACACAACUGAGCAAGGAAUGAAUGCAGUAUCGGUAGCUAAGACUGAAGCAGCUCACUCUUUACUAAGGAAGACAUCAAGUGGUUCCAAUCAUAGUCAUCGAGCAGUCCCAAGUAUAUCUUUACAGCUGGCUCAGGAAGGUGGACCUACUACUACAGGUAAAGAAAAGGAGGCAGAGCGCACCGAUCAUGCUGCUACAUGUAAUAGCAGUAAGAGUCCAUCUCCUGAUCAGCAUUGUCAUGAUGGUCAGUUAGAAGGUUAUUAUACACCACUCAGUGAUAGAGAAGGUACAGCAGCAGCUGCAAUACCAGUGCUAUCCAACUCAGCUACAUGUAGACUUACUGCAAGAAUUGAUGCUCUUGCCCUGCAAUUAAGAACCAGUCAAGAAGAGCUAAGUGCAGACUACCAAGCUUCAGACUCAGAUUGUCGAGGCUCAGAAACCCACCCUUCAGCCAUUAAAUUGCCAUUAGCAGGGUCCAGCCAUGGCUGCACUGGAGAGAAAGUGGAUGCAGGUGAUGAAAGGGACAGCCAGGAUGAGGAAUCAAAUCAGAGAACGUUGGUGAUGACACGUAAGAAAGCUCCCAACCCUUCUGCAGGCAGCACCACUGCGAGAAAUGUAGAGACCAACAUUCACACUGAAGAUGCUGAUGUACAGGGAAGUCAGCAAUAGCUUGAAUUCAUUAUUUGUAUUCCACCUCUGUAUUUCUAGCUGCAAUAAGUUGUGUGUCAGUUCAUAGAACAAUAUACAAAUAUAACAUGGUUUGAGGGUUACUAGUCGAUAUAAGCUCCCGAGGUAUUGGAAGUUGACAAACUAGUUCCUGAUGCGAAGCCGAGGCAACUAGUUUGCCAACUUCCAAUACCGAGGGGAGCUCAUAUCGACUAGUCACCCGAAAUAUACCAUGUUAUAUUUAUUUUACUAUACUUCAUACAUACAUAUUCAGUUGUUUAGAGCAAGGGAAAAUGACGACUGUGAAAUAAAAUGAAACAUGAUAAGUUUGUUCUUGUGAUGUUCGCGCGUGUGUACAACAGUACCACGAUCGUAAAGUGCAUGACAAGUAGAAUAGCUCCGGGGUGAAUGGUCGCACAUGGUUAGUGCGCAUGACAAGUAGAAUACAUGUAGCUCCCGGGCUGCCUGGGCGCUUCCCGGUCGCUAUUCUACUUGUCAUGCGCAUAAACCAUGUGCCUGAUUACUCGCGUACGCGCUUGGUAAAUAUCAAAAUUAGCGCCUGGCAAGUGAUGAUGAAUGGACAAGUAAUAACUUGACUCUUGAUCAUGAAUAUGUAUGAGCUAUAGAAAUACACAAAUAUAGCGUGGUUUGAGGGUGAAUAGUUUACACAUUUUGACUGGCAAUGAGGUAACUAGUGUACAACUAUUCCCCCGAGGAACUUUGAGUGACCAGAAGAGGGGCCUACCCAGAGAACUUACAUGUAUUAUGUCAAAACUUGUACAACCAAGGGAUUAGAGACUCUCAAAUAUUAGGUCGCCUCGGGAACAAGUUUGUCAACUUUCAAUACCAAGGGGAGCUAAUAUUGACUAUUUACCGGAACAAUAUUAUUUGGAGCAAGGUGAAAUGACGACUGUAAAAUGCACCACGAUAAGUUUAUUUGUGUGUGUUUGAUAUUGCUAUACCAAUGUGCAUGUGUACAACAGCACAAUCGUAAAGGGCAUGACAAGUAUCUAUCACCUGGGCUGCCUGGUCAUGCACAUGGUAAUACGCAGUACAAGUAGGGUCUUGGUGCUAAUAGCUAAUAGUCUACUUGUCAUGACAAGUAACUAUCACCUGGGCUGCCUAGUCAUGCACAUGGUAAUACGCAGUACAAGUAGGGCCCUGGUGCUAAUAGCUAAUAGUCUACUUGUCAUGACAAGUAACUAUCACCUGGGCUGCCUAGUCAUGCACAUGGUAAUACGCAGUACAAGUAGGGCCUUGGUGCUAAUAGCUAAUAGUCUACUUGUCAUGACAAGUAACUAUCACCUGGGCUGCCUAGUCAUGCACAUGGUAAUACGCAGUACAAGUAGGGCCUUGGUGCUAAUAGCUAAUAGUCUACUUGUCACGACAAGUAACUAUCACCUGGGCUGCCUAGUCAUGCACAUGGUAAUACGCAGUACAAGUAGGGCCCUGGUGCUAAUAGCUAAUAGUCUACUUGUCAUGUGCAUUUAACAGGUGCACGAAUACACACCUGCACGCUUGUUAAAUUGCAAAAGUAGCUCCUGGCAUGUGAUGAUGAAUAGACCAGUGAGAGUUCAACUUUUGGUCAUGAAUAUGUAUGAGUUGAAACACUUUGUUCUCCAGCAAACGCGUUUUGGACAAGAGCAGUGUUUAAUUUGUUGCAAUCCUAUGUACUAUAGACCUAUAUUCUGCAUAAAUGAACCCUGUAUUGACAUGUAUGUCAUGUUGUUUUUACAUUGCUGUUUGUGCAAACUAAAAACAAACAAAAAAUAAGUUUGUGCAAGUUUGCCGGUGGAAAAUUUUGUUUGGUUGUGUGUGCUGAUGGGAAAUACCGCACAUCUGCAUACCUUUCAACCCUGUAAUGCAGAAGUGUGUACAUGUAUAUUUAUUUUUUAUUUCAAUCGAUCUUGGGAUUAUAUUAUGGAACUUGAAAAAUUGCGCUUGUGUCCCACAAACCACAAGGUCAAAGGUAUGUGGGACACGAAGCACUACAAUGGUCAGUGACCCACACAUGGGAGUGGUGAGGUAAUAAUGUUUUCUUCAAGAAAACUUGACAUGGCAAAAUAUACAGAGUUUGAACAGCCCACUAUGGUAUGGUAUAAUAUCACACUGUUGUUGCCAUGGAUGGUUCAACCAAUCAGAAAUGAUGAUUCAAGUGUGCUUGAAGAUUAAUAAUAAUAUCCCUCUAAUGGUGGAAAAUGAGUCGAGCCCCAUCUACUCUGCAAUAUAGCUGUUUGUAAGUCCAUAGAAUCAAACAACACAUUGUAUUCCUAAUGGUUGAAAAGAUAACCUUGCCCACCACUCUGCAAUAUGUAUAUUUAAUUACUUUGUAUCAGUGUACUAAAUUGUAACAAUUACUGUGCCACAUACAAGAUAAAAUUAUGUGCACCUCAAAAUUUACAAAUAUAUCAGUGAACUAAGGCCAGCUCUACUGAUAAUAUUGUUACACAAUUAUUCUUGAUUUUCAUAAACCCUCAGAUAUGAUUCAAUUUAUUCUUUUUGCUGAUGACAGCAACUUCUUUUAUCCUUAUCCUAACCCUGAUGUACUUUUUCUAACGGUGAACACACAGCUUAAAGCCAUUUGACACUUUCGGUAAACAGUAUUGUCCAAGGCCCACACUUCGUGUAUCACAACUUAUAUAUAAA
Messenger RNA from Asterias rubens (European starfish), 5579 nucleotides. Its product is annotated as E3 ubiquitin-protein ligase TRIM37-like. Gene Ontology annotation, cellular component: aggresome; peroxisome. The coding region runs from base 198 to 2936 and encodes 912 amino acids. The record is from RefSeq and is a predicted model, not a curated record. NCBI's taxonomy places the organism in Eukaryota, Metazoa, Echinodermata, Asteroidea, Forcipulatida, Asteriidae. Gene Ontology annotation, molecular function: ubiquitin protein ligase activity; tumor necrosis factor receptor binding; ubiquitin protein ligase binding. Gene Ontology annotation, biological process: negative regulation of centriole replication; protein autoubiquitination. The transcript is spliced from 23 exons.